UAUUAGUUUAACAUCAGAAAUAAUUUUAUUAGUUGAUGAUAAAUAUAUUUUAUUUUAAAUAAUUUAAUUAUUUAUUUAUAUAUUAAAAUAAAAUAUAUUUAUUAUUAUUAACUAUUAUUUUGGAAAAUAUUAGUUAACAUUAUCUUUAUAAAAAAUAAAACAAAAAAGGGGUGAGCGCAAAUCGGGUCUGAUUCCGCGGCUGUAGGACUAACCGGUGGCGACAAGCGCCGGAACCAAAAUCCAAAACCCCGGCUGUAGGACUAACCGGUAGCGAACAAGCACCGGAACCAAAUUCCAAAACUAACUGUGCCAUUGCACGUUGUUUCUGAUAGGGGACAUGAGAGCUUUAUCUUCUUUGGCUUCUAGGGCUUCUCCUGCAAUCAGAAAUCUCUCGGAAGAAGUGCUUAACCAGAGCAAACCCAGGAUAGAGAGCCCCUCAAAGCCCAUAUCUUGGGCGCCUGUUUACCCGGAACCUACCAGCAAGAACUCGGUUGCCCCUUUUGCUGGUAAGUCUUCAUUGAACCCUCAACUCGGAAGCCCCAAUUGGUUUCGGAUUUCAAACCCUACCAUAUCGUCUAAUAAAGAGAAAUUCCACAUUCGAACAGUUGAUCACCAUUAUAUGUCUCAGAUUCUGUCGAGAAAAGACUGGGUUUUGUUGCUGAACCACGAGCUUAAAGCCAAGAGGAUUGGUUUGGAUACUCGAUCUGUUGUGAGUAUUUUGCAAAACCAAGAAAACCCGUUACACCCUUUGAAGUUUUACAUCUGGGUUUCGAGUAUCAAUCCUCUGUUUGGGAAGGACAAGGCGAUUAGGGGAGUUUUAGCGAAUGCCCUUUACCAGAAAGGCCCGGUUUUGUUGUCUGCUGAGUUGAUUCAAGACAUUAACAACUCUGGGUUUCGGGUUACAGAAGAUUUGAUUUGCAUUUUGAUUGGGAAUUGGGGCAGAUUAGGGCUAGCUAAGUAUUGCGCUGAGGUUUUUGGGCAGAUCUCCUACUUGGGUCUUAAUCCAACUACUAGAUUGUACAAUGCCGUCAUUGAUGCCUUGGUGAAAUCCAAUUCACUUGAUUUGGCUUAUUUGAAGUUCCAACAGAUGCCUGCCGAUAAUUGCCGGCCUGAUAGGUAUACAUAUAAUACCCUCAUUCAUGGAGUUUGCAAGGUUGGGGUAGUGGAUGAGGCACUCCGCUUGGUGAAGCAGAUGGAGAGUUUGGGAUUCUCUCCUAACGUAGUUACCUACACAAUGCUUGUUGAUGGGUUUUGUAAUGCAAAGAAGGUUGAUGAAGCCUUUAAGCUGUUUGAGAUGAUGAAGGAAAGGCAUGUGAAUCCCAAUGAAGCUACAUAUAGAUCUUUAGUUAAUGGGGUAUUUCGUUGUUUCUCACCUGGCAAGGCGUUUGAAUUGUUGUCUAGGUUUGUAGACAAGGAGCCUUUCUUGCCUAGAGCAGCUUGUGACACCAUACUGCUUUGUCUUGCUCGCGAAUGUUUGCCAAGAGAGAUAGCUGGUUUUUUGAGGAAAACCAAGGAUAAAGGUUACUUGCCUGACAAUUCAACUUGUAACAUUUUAAUGACUUGUUUGAUCAAGGGAUUAGACCUUGAGGAGGCCCUUGAUAUACAGGAGGGUUUUGCUAAGAGAGGUUUUAAAUUGUGCUUUAAUGCAUACCUUGUGCUUGUUGAGGAUUUGUUCAAGGUUGGAAAAAUAGUGGAAGCAAAUCAGUAUUUAAACCAGAUGUUCCAAGAUGGACUUGUAGGAAAUGUCUUCUCAUACAAUAUGGUAAUUGAUUGCUUGUCCAAAGCCAAAAUGAUGGACAGAGCAUCAGAAACUUUCGGAGAGAUGUGCCGGAGAGGUGUUGCUCCUAACCUUGUUACUUUCAAUACCCUUGUUGGUGGGUAUUGCAAGGCUGGAGAGGUUGGCAAGACACGGGAGCUAAUGGAGAGGCUCUUACAGCACGGUUUCAAGCCUGACAUUUUCACUUUCAACUCAGUAAUUGAUGGCCUUUGUCGGCUAAACCAAAUUGAGGAUGCAUUGGAUUGUUUCUCUGAGAUGGUAGAGUGGGGAGUCACUCCAAAUGCUAUCACAUACAAUAUCUUAAUCCAUUCCUUGUGUGUCAUUGGGGACAUUGCUAAAUCACUGAAACUUCUGAAAAAGAUGAAAGCUGAUGGAAUAAGCCCAGAUGUUUUCUCUUUCAAUGCCCUCAUCCAAAGUUUUUGUAGGAUGAAUAAGGUAGAAAAAGCACAGAAGGUUCUUGUAACCAUGUUAACUCUAGACCUGAGUCCUGAUAAUUUUACAUAUAGUGCUUUUAUUAAGGCUUUAUGUGAAUUGGGGAGAUUUGAUGAAGCUAAAAACUUGUUUUUUUCAAUGGAGGCAAAUGGAUGUCUCCCUGAUGCUUAUACAUGCAAUACAUUUAUUGAUGCCCUAGUCCAGAGGGCUCAGUUCAAGGAGGCCCAGGACAUAGUGAAGAAAUAUCAAACAGGGGGAAUUUCAUUAAAGCCCAUACCUGUUUUGUAGUGUAAGGCUCCUUCUAAGCUGUUAAAACUAAUCACUGGCUCAUGAGUUUUGGGCUGGUUUCCGGAGCUUUUGGUGCUGGCUGAUGUGCUGCCUGCUGCAUUAAGGAAACAUGUAUACUUAAGGAGAGCAUGGUGACUCUUUGAGACAAAAAAAUUGCACUGGGGCAAGGAAGCUCAUCUGAGAUUUGGAGCUCGUCUGGGUGGUCUCUGGAACGGCAUCUUCCUUGGUUCAACAGUGUUUGCACCUCACGGGCACAUCCCCUAGAGUUCUGAGAAGAUACAUAAUGUUGAUUCUUUUUCUAGUUAUUCAUGACAGCAAGAGUUCUACUGUGAUGGCGAUUUUUUUUUUUUUUGGUUGAAGUGAUGACAAUUCUUUGACCUGGGCAUUGCUCAGAGAGUCAAAUUGAAUGAGUUUGCUCCCCUGUACAUAAUAUCUUCUUGUUUGUAACAUCUCCUACCUGAAAAGGUUGAUCAAAUGUAGCCGAAGCCCCUUUGAACUAUUGUUUAAUGUUUAUAGUUUUACAAUUUAUAAAUAUAUUUGUUGCUUAGAAUUUUAUGCA
Molecule: messenger RNA, 3056 nt
Organism: Diospyros lotus (date-plum)
Lineage: Eukaryota; Viridiplantae; Streptophyta; Magnoliopsida; Ericales; Ebenaceae
Product: putative pentatricopeptide repeat-containing protein At3g16890, mitochondrial
Exons: 2
Coding region: 338-2497 (719 amino acids)
Molecular function (GO): protein binding
Source: RefSeq, a predicted model, not a curated record